This is a messenger RNA of Cryptococcus wingfieldii CBS 7118, 612 nucleotides long. RefSeq lists its product as hypothetical. Gene Ontology annotation, molecular function: acid phosphatase activity. The coding region runs from base 1 to 612 and encodes 203 amino acids. NCBI's taxonomy places the organism in Eukaryota, Fungi, Basidiomycota, Tremellomycetes, Tremellales, Cryptococcaceae. The record is from RefSeq and is a predicted model, not a curated record. The transcript is spliced from 3 exons.
AUGGUAUGUGUCUUUACCUUCAAUGAAGAAGUGCAAGAGGAAGAGCUGAUGGAUGGGUGUACGUCUUCCUUGGCCCGGGUAGACAAAGCGGGCUAUGCAGGACCUCUGGGGACGAUCAAAGGUGCCGGCUGGGUUACCGAGAUGAUCGCCAGACUCAACAACACCUACCCAACCCAAAUAGCCUCCAUAAACUCCACCCUCUCCUCCUCCCCUUCCACCUUCCCCCUCGAAUCUCCCAUCUACCUCGGCUUUGGACACGACACCACCCUCGAGAGUAUCAUCACUGCCAUGGGGCUCCUAAGGCCUGAGGAGGCGUAUAGUGGGAAUAUGACUUUGGAGAAGAUUGAUGAGGGGAGGAAGUGGAAGAGCUCGGUGAUGGCGCCGAUGGGGGCGAGGUUGGUCCUUGAGCGGAUGUCUUGUUCUGGAAGCUCUGCGGGUGGAACAUAUGUCAAGAUGAUACUCAACGACGCUACACUCCCACUCAAAGAUCUUGACGCUUGUGCGACCUCAUGGGGGGCUGUUCAAGGUCUGUGUAGCCUCGAAGCGUUUAACGAGGGUCAGGCGUAUGCGCUGGCUGGUGCUGGAUUCUCUAAUUGCUCUAAUAGUGAGUAA